Molecule: messenger RNA, 8184 nt
Organism: Pteronotus mesoamericanus
Lineage: Eukaryota; Metazoa; Chordata; Mammalia; Chiroptera; Mormoopidae
Gene: LMBRD2
Product: LMBR1 domain containing 2
Exons: 19
Coding region: 286-2370 (694 amino acids)
Biological process (GO): adrenergic receptor signaling pathway
Cellular component (GO): membrane
Source: RefSeq, a predicted model, not a curated record
GAAGCGGGCGGUGCUUUGGCUGACUUGGACAUGUCAGCCCCUGGUCUGGGAUAGGGCUUUCCUUUCCCAGGAGCCCGAAGGCCUUCUGGUGACUGGUACCAUCCUCACCUCGGAGCGUGGGUCCUAAACCCUGGACCGCUGUGGCGGUGGCGGAGUUUCCCGGUCGUUCCAGACGCUGUCUGGCGAGAUCGGACGGGAAUUGUAUCCACUGAAGACUUGAGAUUACUAGAUAUGCUCCAGCCCUGUACGUGAAGCACUUUGGUCAGUCAGCGUGAACAUUCAAUAAUGAGUGGUGCGGCUUUGGGACUCGAGAUUGUUUUUGUCUUUUUUCUGGCAUUAUUUCUACUUCAUCGAUAUGGAGACUUUAAGAAACAGCAUAGACUUGUAAUUGUUGGAACACUACUAGCUUGGUACCUCUGCUUUCUUAUUGUCUUCAUACUGCCUCUGGAUGUUAGUACGACGAUAUACAACCGGUGCAAGCAUGCUGCUGGCAACUCCAGCCCCGCUGAGGGCAGCAACGGCUCCGGACUGGACGCCUCGGCCUCCCCAGCUCCAAGCCAACAUCCAUGUUUCAAGCCAUGGAGUUACAUUCCUGAUGGAAUCAUGCCGAUUUUCUGGCGGGUAGUAUAUUGGACAUCACAAUUUUUAACAUGGAUCCUCUUACCCUUCAUGCAGUCCUAUGCAAGGUCAGGAGGUUUUUCCAUCACCGGAAAGAUCAAAACUGCACUGAUAGAGAAUGCAAUCUAUUAUGGCACCUACUUGCUGAUUUUUGGAGCAUUCUUAAUUUAUGUGGCUGUAAACCCACAUUUGCACUUAGAAUGGAACCAGCUGCAGACGAUUGGGAUAGCUGCUGCGAACACAUGGGGCCUGUUUCUUCUGGUAUUAUUGCUGGGGUAUGGCUUGGUGGAAAUCCCUCGGUCGUACUGGAACGGAGCGAAGAGAGGUUAUCUACUUAUGAAAACUUACUUUAAGGCAGCCAAGUUGAUGACAGAGAAAGCAGAUGCGGAAGAGACGUUAGAAGAUGUCAUGGAGGAGGUUCGUAAAGUGAAUGAAAGCAUCAAGUAUAACCACCCAUUGAGAAAAUGUGUUGACACAAUUCUUAAAAAGUGCCCUACAGAGUAUCAGGAAAAAAUGGGUAGGAACAUGGAUGAUUAUGAAGAUUUUGAUGAAAAGCAUAAUACCUAUCCUAGUGAAAAAAGUCUGGUGAAACUGCAUAAACAGGUUAUUUACUCAGUUCAGAGGCACCGUCGAACUCAGGUACAAUGGCAGAUUCUUUUGGAACAAGCAUUUUAUCUAGAAGAUGUAGCAAAAAAUGAGACUAGUGCUACUCAUCAGUUUGUUCACACCUUUCAAUCGCCGGAGCCAGAAAAUAGAUUUAUCCAAUACUUUUAUACUCCUACAGUUGAAUGGUACUGGGAAUGUCUUCUGCGGCCGUGGUUUUACAGAAUACUUGCUGUGGUCUUGUCCAUUUUCUCGGUGAUUGUCGUGUGGUCAGAGUGCACGUUCUUCAGCACUACCCCUGUCUUGUCCCUCUUUGCAGUCUUCAUUCAGUUGGCCGAAAAAACGUACAAUUAUAUUUAUAUCGAGAUUGCUUGCUUCCUUUCCAUCUUCUUCCUAAGUAUCUGUGUUUAUUCUACUGUGUUCAGGAUUCGUGUGUUUAACUAUUAUUACUUGGCUUCACAUCACCAGACUGAUGCUUACAGCCUUCUUUUCAGUGGCAUGUUAUUUUGCCGUUUGACUCCUCCUUUAUGUCUUAAUUUCUUGGGUCUGACCCAUAUGGAUUCUUCCAUCUCUCACCAGAAUACGCAGCCGACAGCUUAUACCUCUAUUAUGGGUUCCAUGAAAGUUUUAUCCUUUAUUGCAGAUGGAUUCUAUAUAUAUUAUCCUAUGCUGGUGGUAAUUCUCUGCAUCGCUACUUAUUUUAGUUUGGGAACUCGUUGCUUGAAUCUACUUGGUUUCCAGCAGUUCAUGGGAGAUAAUGAUAUGACUUCAGACUUAGUUGAUGAAGGAAAAGAAUUAAUCAGGCGAGAGAAGAGAAAACGGCAAAGGCAAGAAGAAGGUGAAAAUCGAAGAAGAGAAUGGAAAGAACGUUAUGGGCAUAAUAGAGAAGAUUCCACUAGAAACAGAAAUGUUCACAUUGAUUCAAAGGAGUCCAGUUUCUCAGAUAUUAGUACGAACCGAUCAUCCAAAUAUACCAGGGCUAAUAACAGGACUGAAAGGGACCGAAUAGAACUCCUCCAAGAUGCAGAACCUUUGGAUUUUAAUGCAGAAGCAUUUACCGAUGAUCCUCUUGAAUCGGAAUCAGGAAGGUAUCAGCCUGGUGGACGAUACCUCUCGAUGUCUCGCAGCAGAAUAUUUGAUGAUGUUUAAAAUUGGAAAGAAUCUAUGGAGUAACUAACCAAAAUCAACACAUCAGUUCAGUCUUUAUGAACGUCUGUGUACCCUAGAAUUUACACUGUAUUCUCAGUGAAAAGUGUCAGGAUAAAAAAUACACUGAAAAUUAAUCACAUCUUAGUAAUAAUAGUUUAUUCUGCAUUGAAUAGAGUAGCAUCUUUUCUAAAAGAAUUUAUUACAUGCCUUUUCUGAAGAGUCUGCCUUAGAAGUACAGUUAUAGUGGAGGGAUUUAAUUCAUGAUAAAGAUCACUAUGUUGAGAUCAUGUAAUUCAGUUUGUUUCAGAUUUUCUUUUCCAGGAAAGUUGAUUUAAAGCUCUGAUGCAGCCCUAAGUCAAACUAAAUAACAUGAUACAAUUCUAUUUUGAUUUACAUUUUUGCUCUUUUUAAAGAAUAUGUUAAGCUUCUGUUUCCCAAAGAAUUGGAGACCUCAAGUAUCCAUAUUUACAAAACCUAUGUCUUAGAACAAGGCUUACUUACAGACAUAACUGAAUGUAAAAAGCUCUUUUUCAACUCUGUAUGUCUAUUAGUGAGGUUUUUGCAUGUACAAUUAAGAUUACACUUCAACCGAUGGUGUUAGUGUCUUAGCGUGUGUAUAAUUCUUCCAUUCUUUGGUAGUAACUGGAAAUCGUUGUAUGCUCUUGGUAUUGCUUUGUAAAAGAUUUCAUUUCACCUUUAUCAUUGAAUGUGUUGGUUUGUUUUGAUUAUACCAUCUAAGGAGAGUCCUACACAUUAAUUGUAAAUAGUAGGAUUUUUUUUAAUAACCAAAGGUUCCCACAAAAUUCUCUAAUUUUUAAGGUGCAUGUUUAUGCUUUUUGAAAAAGAACAUCUGGUUACUCAAAGGUAAAAAGUGAAUCCAUUUUGUGUUAUUACUAACACUUAAAUUAUAGUUUAUAGAAAACAGAAAACUACAGGCAUACCUUGGAGAUGUGGAUUCGGUCCCAAACAAUAUCACACAGCAGUAAAGUGAGUCUUGCAAUAAAGUGAGCCAUAAUCUUUUUGCUGGUGGAGGGUAUUGCCUUCAAUUUAUAAAAAAAGUGCCACCUGUGGGGUAAGAUGUAGCGAAGCACAAUAAAAUGAGGCAUGCCUGCGUAUGGGAGCGGAAGAGUGUACUAGCUUAUUGGUCAAACAUGCUAAUUAUUUUAAAUUGACUUUUUUAAUCUUUGUGUUUAAGUUAGAGUUAGGUAUUAUAUUUUAAAUCAUCACAUUACACAGUGAAUGCAUUUGAGCACAACAUGCUUGCAGAGCUUUUAUGUUCCUAAGAUGUUUGCAGGCCUCAGGAGAGCCGUGCUGUGGAGUCGCCCCACGGUGCCUGCACUUGAGCUUGCCCGCUGCCGUCUCUGCUGACGGCCUACUACCGUGCGAUUUUCAUAGUGCUCGCUUUCACUCCUGAGUAUUCCAGUUUGAAGAGGAAGUAUUUAGCCACUCUAACAAUAUGAUAGUAUGUUUCUUGAAGAUAAUCUUUCCCUGAAUCAUAACUUUUAAUUUUUGUUUUCCUCUUUACUUAGCAUUAUCCUGUAAAUUUCUAAAGACUCAGAUCUAUGCAGAUACUGAAAGGAAUGGUGUAUCUUAUUAUCUAAUUUUCUUCAAUUUUUAUGAUUUUUUUUGAUUGGCUCCCUUUUAAAGUAAUUAUCAAUGGAUAGGUCUUCCUCUUAGUCAGAGGUCAUGUAGAGUGUCCAUUUGAGAUCGCGCACACGCAGCCUCCAUCUGACGUGUGGUACAGGGCAGCAGGCCAGGAGCAGAGGGAAUUCAGUGCUGAUUGUAAUUUCAUGAUUGACCUCUGAAUACCAUGGGCAAGUCAUGGAACCUUUCAGUGCCUCAGUUUCUUCAUUUGUAAAAUGAAGAAGGAACUCGCUGUUUACCUCCUGAUCUACCUCACAAAGCUAUUGUGAGGGCAUUGAGCUGAGGUUUACGUGUGGAGCUUAAAAAGAAAACAAAGUUAGCUGUUAGCUGUGUUGGAUGGGGAAGUGACCACCCCACAGAGGGAUCUAGGUUCUUUUUAUUACAGAGAAUCUUACAAGUCCCCAAAGCAAAAACUCUCUUGGGAAAAUUCACCAGAAGUCCUAUGAAAAUAGUAUUGUUUUAUUAUUUAGUCUUUGGAAUAUUUUCCUUAAGUAUAAUGUUUUUAUCAGGUUUUGUCAUAAAACUCAGAUACUGUUGUAAAAAUGAAGCAGAAAAAGAGAAGAAAUUAUCCAAUUAGUUCUAUAACUCAUAAUGCCCGAAGAUAAAUUGAUAGGAAAGUGGAAGGGAAUAUACUACUUGCCUUUAUUGUUAAGUUUUUAUGAUUAUAAUAAUUGAAAUAUACUUCAUGAACAGUAGAUCACCUUACGACUUCUGAGUUAAGUGAUCCAGAGUACUCAACUUUUUAAGGAGAAUUAAUCUUGCAGGAUUUUACAUAUGAUCAUACUGGAAAGUUAACCUGGCUAGGUGAGUUCAGAAGACAGUGAUUUAAUCCCUGAAAGCUAAGAGUUUAUUGCCAGGGAACUAAGUUAAUAUUUAUUAAGCCUUCUUGUUUAAAAGACUAUAGUAAGUACAAAAGAUUUAUUUUUUGAAAAAUUUAUUAAAAUAGUAACAUCUACUGCAAAAUAUUACUAUGAAAUUAAUACACUUUACAUGCAAAGUACAUCUCUUGAAGUGUUACUUCCAGCAGUUACCUUUUGAUGUCUUUUCUACGUGAUAAUAGUUACCUGAUUAAAUUUUCUGUAUUAUUUUUCUAUAAUUGUUAAAGAAGGAUAUUCAGUAAGCCAGUAAUUAAAAAUAAUCACUGCAGAGAGUAAUUAAUAAUCCACUAACUUCAUAAAUCACCUGUAAGUUGCACAUUGUUUUGUUACUCUGUCAAUAAUCCAUUAUCAGUAUGGCAUCUUUGUAAAAAUUAUUAUUUAAAUAGGAAAUAAGGUAUAAGCCUAAUUGUUAGAAUUUAUUCUCUUACCAAAUGAAUACAAGGGCUCUGGAAUAAUUGCAUCACACAAGAGGCCCUUGUUUCACAAGAGCUAAAUUAAAAUAUCCAAUGGUUCUAUAUUUAUAAAAAACAGAUCAGAGAGCCUGGCAAUAUAAACCUUCAAAAACAAAUUGCUGCCAGUUGAUUUGUUUUUGGACUCUUCCAUUGGAUUAGAUGCUCAGUUCUUAAAUGUAUGCUUUGUGUGUACCCAAAGGAAAUGAAAUGUGGGUGGGAAAGGCAGUGUGUGCUUUCUUAAGUAUAUUAUAGCAUAUUAAUGAAGGAAUUUAAUUUAUGUACAAUAGCAAACCUCACUUUUUUAUAACUUUUUUAUAACUAAUAGGUUUAGGGAGUGUUCUUGAUGGUAUGUUGGUUACCAUUUUAAAAGAAAAAACAUACUCUCCAUGAUUAUAAUUCACACAGUUCAGUUGCGUGAGUUUUAUAUUUGUGAUUUGAAUGGACCAUGCUUGAAAAUCACAAGAACAAUUACACUAAGAGACAAAACUUAUCCCUGAAAAAUCUUAACAUACUUGAAUCUCCAAAGUGUAUUGGGUUGUAUUGUAUUGAAUUCUAAACAUAAGAAGAAAAUGGGUGUAGAGGCUUAACUUCCCUUUCUCAUUCCACUUACACCUUCCUUUCUUUAUGAGGUCUCUCUUUAGAGUAUGGCUUUUAGUCUUGACAGAUUUUUCUUCUGUUAUUUUUUAUUGUAUUUUCCCUCUAUUCUUCUGUAGUUUUGUGUACACAGUUGUUUUUGAUAACAGUACACUCAAAAGGAACUAGUUUCAACUACAAAUCCCACUAGUUAAAUGGCUGUUUUUCACCUAAAGUAGUGAAACAUGUUUUGUUAGGCAACUGCAUGACAUCUGAAUGUAAACUUGACCAGUGCUGGUUGUGUGUCGUCUUUCAGAUUGCUAAGGAGGGCGCUUCAGUAAAACUAAUUGUUCUCAGUGUAAUGUGUUAGCAUAAAAAUGUAUUUCCAAAAGCAGUGAUUGUUAAAAAAGCAAAACAAAAAAUGUUAAAAAUCUUGAGACUGCCCUGGCCUGAGUGGCUCAAUCGGUUGGAGCAUUAUCCUAUAAUCAAAAGGUUGCAGGUUCAGUUCUCGGUCAGGGCACGUACCUAGGUUGCAGGUUUGAUCCCUGGUCCAGGAGCUUAUGGGAGGCAACCAAUCGCUCCUUCUCUCUCCCAUUGAUAUUUCUGUCUCUCCCUUCCUCUCUAAAAGGAACGAAAAAAAUGUCAUCAGAUGAGGAUUAAAAGAGAAGAAAAAAACACACUCGACAUUUUUUUUAAUGAAAGGAAUUCAUCAAUAUGACAUCACUGUUAAAAUUUUUAUUAGGAGAGGUGGGAACAUAUAAGAGGGUUAGAGUCGGCCUCCUAAAAUAGGAAUUCCCUCUGUACAGGGUACUUUACAAGUCAGUGACUUGUUCCUGGAAGCCCCGGCAGGUAGCUCCUUGUCCAGUUUCCAGGGAGCCAGGUCCUGUGAGCCACCUGCGGCUCAGAGCAGGCCCUAGCCCUGCUCUGUCCCCAGCCCCACCACCCUGGAAACAUGCCCUCACCUUUCAUUUCUUUCACGCUCAGCCCAAUAUUCCUAAAAUUUUAUUCUCAUUUUCAAAAGAUCUGUCCAUUGAGGUUGAUGGAAGCCUUGGUGUAAUAUUAAGUGUGUUAAUAAAGCAAGAAAAGUGACACAUUCUUCUCAUGGAUAUCCUAAAAGACAUUUGUUUUUAAUACAUUCCCUGGGGAAAAUUAACUUUUUCCCCCUAAAAAUCCUUUGUGGUUAUUUUGAUCUCAAGUUAUUUUUGCAAAAAGUAAUUCUAGUGUGCUUAGUGGAGAAAAAAAAGUGUCUUGCUAUGGCAGACAUACAAGGAAAAGUCAAAAUUUAUUAACUGACUUUAUGACACCAUUUUGAGUUGAUAUUGUUGAUAUAAAUAUUAUCAACCUAAUUGCUUAGAGUUGUAUUUCUCAAAAGGAAGUUGGCUAGCAUCUUCCCUACUUAGUACACAAAGUUGUAGGGGAGAGACUGUGUAUUUAUUUUUUAAAUGCAAUCCAAUGGAUUUGUUUUUGUCCAUAUUUUGAAAACAAGCUUGAAGAAUUUUUCUCAUUUUAGAAGGUAGAGAACAUGUGGACCUGUCUUUUAAAUUACUGUAAUCUAAUAUAUAUUUAUAAAUUAUACCAUUGAAAAAGAGGUCUGAUACUGAUGUUACUUCCUAGUAUUUAAUUUUUAUAAAAUGUUUUGUAAGUAACUAAUUGUAGUAUUGCUUUUAAGUAGUUUAAAAAAACCUUUCUCAAAUAAAUUCUGCCCAGAACCUAUUUCCUUAGGGCAAUAUUCUAAAGUUCACUAGUCCCGUGUGAAUUUGAAAUAUUCCUAUAUCUCUUUAGUAUCUUUUUAUAUAUACCAGUACCCAAACAAAGUAUAACAAAAGCCUAAUUUCUGUGUUGCAUUAAUAAAGUAUGUGCUAAUUAUCUAAUUCAAUGGAUUAGGUGAAAUAAAAGAUAAGCCUUUUUCAAAUGUGUAUCUGAUCAUACUUUUUCAAAAUGUUCAUCAUGUUUAUUUUGGUGCAUGAUGCCAAAUUUAUCUUUAAUCAGCUAUUACUACCUGAUUUGUAUAUCUGAUCAGUGGGUUGUGGAUUUAACUAUUUUUCUCUGCAAAUUCUCAUUACAUUUUCAAAUAUGUAUUUGGAAAAAGCUGCAAAGUGCUAUCUAUUAAGUAAAUUAGCAUCUUUGGCCUUAUCUAUGCAUAAUGUUUCCAGUUUGGUUUUGACAAACUCAUGGGCUUGCAAUUGCUCUGUAGUAUUUUAACUUAUUGUGAUGUAAUACAUUUUUUGAAAUGUUUAUUUGAUUAGCUGUUAAAAUAUAGAAAAUUA